AUGGCGAAGUUAGAUCUCCCUGGUGUCUGGAGAGACAUCAAGACAUAUCGGCGAGCGUAUAUUCUCACAGCCGUUGCGUCCUUUGGUGGUAUGCUCUUCGGUUGGGACACGGGACUCAUCGGCGGCGUCCUCACAAUGGACGCCUUCCAACACUCGUUCAACCUGGACAAGGACAGCAAAGACUUUGCCAAUCUGCAGGGCAACAUCGUGUCCGUGCUGCAAGCAGGCUGUUUCUUCGGUGCCAUGUCCUCGUUCUACGUGAGCGAUAGAUUUGGGCGCAAGAUGGCCCUCAUCAUUGCCGAUGCCAUCUUCAUCGUGGGAUCGAUUGUGCAGACGCUCUGUGCGCUGGGCACCACGAGCUUGACCCAGCUUUACAUUGGCAGAGUGAUUGGUGGAUUUGGCGUCGGACUCAUCUCAGCCGUGGUGCCAACCUACAUUGGAGAGAAUGCACCCAAGGAGAUUCGCGGUCGCUGCAUUGGCUGUAUGCAGCUCUUCAACGUGACGGGCAUCUGUCUAUCCUUCUUCGUCAACUACGGCAUCGACCUCGACAUUGAGAGCCCGACCGACUCGGCCAAAUGGCGGGUUCCUUUUGCACUGCAGAUGCUGCCCGGGGUUCUGCUCUUUGCUGGCAUCAUCUUCCAGAACGAGAGUCCUAGGUGGCUGGUGGAGAAGAACCGGUUGACGGACGCGGCCAAGGCAUUGGCGACGGUGCGACGCAAGGCUGUCGACGACCCAGAAGUGGUGCAGGAGCUGGAUGAGAUUAUUGCGGAUUACAAUGGGCACGAGAAGAUGCCUAUGAUGGCACAGCUCAAGGCGGCGUGCAAGGGAAAGAGGAUGAUCUAUCGAUCGAGUUUUGUGGUCUUGCUCAUGUUCUUUCAGCAGUGGACUGGCACGAACUCGAUCAACUAUUAUGCGCCUCAGAUCUUCCGACAGAUUGGUCUCGUGGGAACCUCGUCUGGGCUAUUUGCUACUGGUGUCUACGGCAUUGUCAAGAUCGUCGUGACAGCCAUUGGACUGAUGGCGUUUACGGAACAAAUGGGACGCAAGUGGUCUCUGAUCAUUGGCUCGGCCGGUCAGGCGUUUGCCAUGUUCUACAUUGGCGUGAACCAGGCCGUGCACCCACCCACCGGUGAACUGGACGGCAAUUCUGUUUUUGCCAUUGUUUGUGUCUACCUCUUCGUCGUGUUCUACUCGUUUGGCUGGGGUCCCACGCCCUUUAUCCUGAGCUCCGAGUGCAGUCCCAACCACGUCCGCUCGCUUCUCAUGGCCGCCGCGCUCAUGACGCAAUGGCUCUUCAACUUUGUCAUUGCCAAGAUCACGCCACUGAUGCUGGCUGAUAUCACGUACGGCACGUUUUUGCUAUUUGGGUCUCUCUGUAUCGUCAUGGGCAUCUGGACCGUGUUUUGUGUGCCAGAGACCAAAGGGGUGCAGCUCGAGUCGGUGGGGCUGCUGUUCGAGGGCGACAUCAUCAAGGGCUGCCUGCAGGACACGAUUCCCAGCAAGUCGCGGGCGCGCAAGCUGCGAGAGGAUGCGCUCAUGGCGAAUGACAGCGACUCGAGACAUGGCGGGGUGGGAAAGAAAGGGGCAAGAGUCGAGCAGAUCGAGGAUGUAUAG
This is a messenger RNA of Plenodomus lingam JN3, 1614 nucleotides long. RefSeq lists its product as uncharacterized. Gene Ontology annotation, molecular function: carbohydrate:proton symporter activity. The record is from RefSeq and is a predicted model, not a curated record. Gene Ontology annotation, cellular component: membrane. Gene Ontology annotation, biological process: transmembrane transport; carbohydrate transport. Lineage: Eukaryota; Fungi; Ascomycota; Dothideomycetes; Pleosporales; Leptosphaeriaceae.